AUGUUGAAAUGGGUUCAAUCUGGCCUUUCGGCCGUGGCCGGCACUGCCGAGCCUGAGUACGGAAGAGAAGCCAUCCACACCAUCACCGACUCUAUCGUCAAUGGUAAUGGUGACGUUGCUGUCUCUAGAGAUACUACCAUCAAGGACUUCAACUGGUUGUGUCUAGACUACACCAACGUCGAGACCCAGACGUUCUACUUCACCGACUUGGUCAACAAGUACGCAGGCUUUGCGCAGAUCAUCCAUUCAAACCUUAUGGGCGUUCACACUACAGCACAGUUCACUUUCCGUUUGUUUCACCACGACGAAGACAAGGCUGAAGACAACAUCUGGACUUCAACCAAGUUGGAAAACUUUCGCACCGAUGGCUCAAACUUCUACGCUGACAAAGUGUCGUUUGAACUCAACGACGACAAUACCACUUACACCUUGAAGUCGCACGUAACCGAAGAGGCGCUUGUAGAAUUAACUGUGACACGGUUGACUCCCGGUGUCAUCUUUGGUAAAGACGGAACCACUUACUACGGUGAUGACGUAGCAAACCCCUGGGGUUCGAUGAGACACUUGUUCUGGCCAAGAUGUACCGUUAACGGCACAGUCAAGACUCCAACCCAGACGUUUGAAAUUUCUGGCUACACCAUGUUUGUCAUGGCUCUUCAGGGCAUGAAGCCUCACCACGCUGCCAAGGCCUGGAACUUCAUGAACUUCCACUCGAAAACCUACUCAGCUGUCCAAAUGGAAUUCACUACGCCUAUUUCGUACGCCAACACCAAAGUCAACGUCGGCAUCAUCUCUAAGGAUGGUGAAAUCGUCCUUGCCACCAUUAACAACGUAGUACUCCACCAAGACCCCAAGGAGGAUCCUGGUGUGGGCUGGCACGUGCCUACAGCCAUUACCUUCAAGUACAUCAAGGACAAGAAGGAAGAAGUGGCCAAGGACGACGACGUUGUCGUAGGUUCUGUUUCCGGUCCUUUGACCACUUUGGUGGAGAGGGUCGAUGUCAUGGCAGAGAUUCCGCAAUUGGUCAAAAACAUCGUCUCUGGUGUUGUUGGAACCAAGCCGUACAUCUACCAGUACUGCAACGAAUUUGACAUCGAAGUGGGCCAGGACAAGGAAAAGGGUCUUGGAUUCACAGAAGUCACAUUCAUUUCUGAAUAG
Scheffersomyces stipitis CBS 6054 is the source of this 1158-nucleotide messenger RNA. It is a transcript of the gene SVF1, whose product is annotated as Svf1p. Gene Ontology annotation, biological process: response to oxidative stress. Bases 1 to 1158 code for a protein of 385 amino acids. NCBI's taxonomy places the organism in Eukaryota, Fungi, Ascomycota, Pichiomycetes, Serinales, Debaryomycetaceae. Gene Ontology annotation, cellular component: cytoplasm. The record is from RefSeq and is a predicted model, not a curated record. The transcript has a single exon.